Messenger RNA from Nannospalax galili (Upper Galilee mountains blind mole rat), 703 nucleotides. Its product is annotated as activity-dependent neuroprotector homeobox protein 2-like. Gene Ontology annotation, molecular function: DNA binding. The record is from RefSeq and is a predicted model, not a curated record. The coding region runs from base 1 to 699 and encodes 232 amino acids. Gene Ontology annotation, biological process: regulation of gene expression. Lineage: Eukaryota; Metazoa; Chordata; Mammalia; Rodentia; Spalacidae. The transcript has a single exon. Gene Ontology annotation, cellular component: nucleus.
AUGCUUAGGCCUCCAGCCUUCAGGUGUGUCUAUUGUUUGGAAGUCUAUACUGGAAACUUGACCAUUGCAGCCAUUGCUGGCCAUUUGCUGCAUUAUUGUAAAUGUGCUCCCAAGGACAGAAGCUCAGACUUGCAAGUCCAGCCUGGUUUUGUUGAGAGCAGUGAACUGAAGUCAGUCAAUGGGAAAAUGAGUCUUGGUUCUGCCUUUCCUGUAAAUGUAAAGAGAAAGUGGCCAAAUGGCCAUUUAGGAGCAGAAGCCCAGAGGGGUGGGGAAGAGCCCAUGUUUGAUCUAAAGGCUGAUGUAGCAGGAGGUCUAGAGGGAGGGACUUGUUCUGGUCCUUUAAAGAGACAAGGGAAUGAAAGCAUGACCAAGGGACUGGUGGGCAGUGAUGACUUGCUCCAGGCCCUAGCAUUGGAUCUUAGAAAACACAAAUGCCAUUCCCAUAAGAAAAAAAAGCAGUUUCUUAGAGAUUAUUUUCAUAAGAAACCAUAUCCUAGCAGAAAAGAAAUAGAGCUGUUGUCUUUACUUUUGGGGGUAGGGAAAAUGAAUGUGGCUUCAUUUUUUCGAAAAAGAAGGUAUAUUUGCAUGAAAACAAUAGAAAUGUACAAACCCACUGUACUUCUAGGCUUUGACAUGUCUGAACUUGGAAAUGUUAAACACAGGUUGAACUUUGAGUCUGAACCACAAAACUCAGCUUAAAGUC